CCCCGGCCACCGCAAGUUGCGCGGCUACGUCCGCUUCUCUUCAACCUAGACACGGGAACCUUCGUCCGCGUCAAGCUACCGCUGUUCAACAGCCACUGCGCUCUCGACUCGGUCGACGGCCCCCUCCUCCUCCAGAGGGACGAGGACACCGGCAUCCGCCUCGUCCACCCGUUCACCGGCGACAUCGCUGAGCUCCCACCACUCGCCACCCUGCUCGCGCAGCUAAAGAACGACCCAUCGGUCCCUCGUGGUUCUGAUCCUUACUGGUGGUGGUCCUUCAUCAGAUACUGCGUCUGUGCUACCGUGUCCUGCAGUGCCGGAGCCAUCACCGUGAUGCUCGUGUUCCGUCAUCUGCGACGUGUUAGCCUUUGCUACCUCCGAGGACCGGCAAUGGGCAAUGCCAAGCUGGGAAAUCCCAGUAAACAUCGCACCCUUGUCGCUCCAAGGCAAGCUAUACUUGGUGCAAUUUCCUUGCGCUAAUGGCUCGCUGGUCUUCCAGAUGGAGGUUGGUUCGCCGCCGCUGCCGCCAAAGAUGAUUGCCACAUGCCCAGCAAAUAAGCUCUACGGCGGCUACCACCUUGUAGAAUGCGACUCGCAGAUCCUGCUUGCCGGGUAUACCGACAGCUCCAUGUCUCACAUUUUGAUCUACAAGCUCGAGGACCUCAUCUUGGAGAGGUUUGUCCCGGUAACAAGCAUCGGAGACCGAGCCCUCUUCCUUGAAGAUCGGAGCCUGAGCGUCUCCUCCAAGGCACUGCCAACCAUCAUCGCUGAGACAGUUGUGUAUACAUGUCCACUCAACCGUUGUUUUGCGCAAUACCGUCUCACUACCGGUGCUUGGUCUCAGCCAUUCGAUGGAUAUAGUGAUGGGUUUAACCCAGGUCCUUAUAGCCUCAUGCAACAUGUCAUUAGCUGCUGCAUUCGCAAUGUUUGGAACAAAGGGCUGGUAUAUUCUGAAGGAAACCAAAAAGCCUGGAUGGCUUUGUUGGAAGGUGAAGAGAAAGCUUCGCAUUUGGGUAAAUCUUACUCACAAUUAAUCCUCAGUCUUUUGAUACUAACAACAUGAUAGUUUUAGUUACACCUCUGCUGUUUUUUCUCUUAUAGUAAUAAAUAACCAGCCAGCCAGCCAGCCACAAUAGUUUAUGCCCUCGAUCAAACCCAAACUGUAAAAAACCUCGACAGUCAGAAACUCAGAAUACUCCCAGUUCACAAGCAGCUCUGAAGAGGUGUUUGUGCUACUUACAAUCCCAUUGUUUUCUGUACAGAUGCUAUACACCAUUGAUAUUUGCACACCUCUUUUAAAAUAUUUUCUGCACAAUAAAUCAAUUGUCCACUGCCCACUGGUACUUACUUUAUGCAAUUUGACUUGGAUAUUUUCAGCUAGCAAUUUAGAAACUGCAAAUGAUAUCUCAUUAUAGAACUUGUAAUCACGUGGAAGUUUAUUUUGUGCCUUUGGUAGCUUAUUUUGUUGUUCUAUUUGUUGGGCACACGAAG
Molecule: messenger RNA, 1491 nt
Organism: Triticum urartu
Lineage: Eukaryota; Viridiplantae; Streptophyta; Magnoliopsida; Poales; Poaceae
Source: RefSeq, a predicted model, not a curated record